Molecule: messenger RNA, 648 nt
Organism: Magallana angulata
Lineage: Eukaryota; Metazoa; Mollusca; Bivalvia; Ostreida; Ostreidae
Exons: 5
Coding region: 8-517 (169 amino acids)
Source: RefSeq, a predicted model, not a curated record
AAUAGUGAUGGGGUGCCUUGAUGUUACUAUACUGGUGAUAGCGGCGUUAGUUUGUAGAGGGGAGGAAUCACAGCCCCUUCCCGCAUACCCCAAAGGAGCUUUUGAGGAACCGGAAGUCUUUGAACCGGAAGACAGGUUCUGUCCAGAAAACGGAAUAGCCACGUUUGUUGACAGUCCUCCAGUAGACUCCCUGAGCUGUGUUCCCGCCCCUGGGCCUGUUCAAUGCUCUCUACAAGAAAUGGUAUCAGGGAGGAAACCUAAGGGAUUCAUCUGUAAAAACAAAGGCUACCUUAGUGGAUGGACAAAGGUUCCACAGGAAGGACCUUUCAACGUUAAAUGCUGUUCUUCUACGGAAUAUUCAUAUUCAGAAAAUAGCUGUGUGACUCACAUAAGAACACCCGAUUUUCCAGGAACUGGCCUUCCCUCUUGGUACUUCCCUGUAGGGGCGAUACAAUUAAGUAAUGGAACUGUUGGGUACUCUGUGAGAUACUGUGUGUUUGUUCGACGUACCCGUUGAAAUAUGGACUCAAAUUUAUGAGGUUCCUCGUAUAUCUAAGCUGUAAUUCUUUCCAGUCAAUCAUGAACAAACUUGUUAAAACUGUAUUUUUACUUUAUAUCUACAUCUUCUAAAAAUCUGAAAUAAAAAAC